AAAAGUUGAAUAAAAAUAUAAAUGUCCAUUCAUAAAUGAUGGAGCUGAACUGAGAGCUCAGGUUUACAGAGGGUGUGUUUGUUUUUCCUCUUGUGUGAAGCAUGAAUGUACACAAUCACUGUGUGAAAUUUGUUUUUUGCUGGACAAAUGAUUGUAUCACAGACUGCCACUUCACAGCGCCUCAUAUAGCUGUAACUGCCUUUGACAUUCUGAGAAUUCCUCUCUCUUCCACUACGAAUUCUGCUUCUCCCUCCAUUCGAUCUUAUUAUUGGCUGCUUCCACUUGGACUUUUCCAUUUCCUCUCCUGGGUUUUUCUGCGCGUCUUAGGAGAGGUCACUUUGGUAAACAGCGCCUUCUGGGUCUGAGCGCGCCGUGGAGCCGAUCCACUGCAGGGAGAGCAGGGGGACCACCGGGCUGCUCUCUGCUUAUGGUUCCUGCAGCCGCUGAUGAGACCCGCUCUUCAAAAGCCAUGUUUCUGGGAAUUUUCCGGACGCUCAUCCAUAUCCUUGUCUGAAAAUGGGAUCAUAAUAAACCUCUUUGCGAUACAGAAAAAACGCCAACAUGUUGCCACAUUCUUCAAGAACAGGUGACAGGCCGUUGGAAGUGUUGCCUCAGUGGAGUAAGCGAUGGGCCUCGAUCCUCUCCGUCUGCAUGGCUCUCCUCUGGUUUCCAGGGGCAGCGGGAUCCGCUCUAAACUGCCAUAAAACUUGCAUCUGCGCCUCAAACAUCGUGAGCUGCUCCAAGAUGAAUCUAAGCACCAUCCCCACCAGCCUGCCAAACUACACUGUCGUGCUGGAUCUCAGCUACAAUGAGAUCGUGCGACUUCGAUCCGACUGGACCACGGAAAAACUUCCAAAUCUCCACAACCUCCUGCUCAGCCAUAAUGGGCUCCAUUUCCUUUCUUCAGAGGCGUUUGUGCAUGUGAAGCACCUGCGCUACUUGGACUUGUCCUCUAACAAAUUGCAGCAGCUGGAUGAGUACAUCUUUGAGCCUCUGGUCAACCUGGAGGUCCUUUUGCUGUUUAAUAACCAAAUCUCACAGAUUGAUCGUUUAGCCUUCUCAACCAUGAUCCACCUUCAAAAAUUGUACCUUAGCCAAAACCAAAUCUCUCGUUUUCCCGUGGAGCUGAUCAAAGACAAGUCCCACUUGGAGAAACUUAGCCUCCUGGACGUGUCCUCUAACAAAAUCAAGGUGUUGCCUAUUGACGAUUUUCGGAAACUGCCUGCUUGGAUUAAAAAUGGACUCUACUUCCACAGUAACCCUCUGCUCUGUCACUGUGAUCUUUAUACACUUCUCACCCACUGGCACCUUCGAAAGCUCAACUCCGCCGUAGACUUUAAGGAUGACUACACGUGUGUCCUGCCUGGUCCUCAAAAAACCCAGGUGGGCAUUUUUGAGCUCAGCGGUGACAGCAUGAAUUGCAGCACAUUCAAGGAGGAGGACGUAGAAGCUUUCCUGGGGCAAAUACAGACACUUGGCUGCGACACCAAACACAGGAGCACGGCGAAGACCUGGACAAUGCCUGACAAUGUGUUGGUGACACCUGGAAGCAACCAGACAGCAAAAGUUCUGCUAGAUGGGACAUUGCAGAUCGGUCCGUUGAAGGUGGAAGACUCUGGGACCUACACCUGCUUUGCCAUGAGUGAGGUCCUCAAUGAAACUAUCUAUGUGGUGCUGAAGGUUCACAACUUCACCAGCCACAGUGUUGGGGAGACUUUGAAUACAGCUUACACCACCCUAAUAGGCUGUCUUGCAAGUGUGGUGCUGGUGCUAAUGUACCUCUACCUGACACCAUGUCGCUGUUUUUGCUGCCCUAACAAGGGCAAAACUCGUGGAGAGGACAGCAUCCACUCUUCAAUGCUCAGCGUCACGCCGACCCACGAGGACCCAACGCUCAAAGCCGAGCUGAACAAACACGUCGCUUUCAUAGACUCCAAGGACUUGCAGGGACAGAACGGCAAGCUAAACCCAAACGGGGAUGAGGAUGACGAUAAUCUCGAUGCAGAGGCCGCUUCUCUUAUGAAGGGAAAAAGAAAGAAGUCGGUUGCGGAGUCUAUUAGCUCCGUCUUCUCAGACACUCCCAUGGUGGUUUAGGAUUGAAAAUGGAUUCCACAAGAGCGGAUGUUUGUGGUACUAGACUGAACUGUGACUGAGUUGGUGUAAAUGGAGACUGCAACAUUAUGGGAGAUAAAAGUGUGGGUAUGUAUUGCUGGCGAGAGGAAAGAGAAGAUAUUUCUGAUGGAAUUAGGAAAGGACAAUGAGCAAGACUUUUCCAGCAUUUUAAUUUGUAGCACUUACUUUUCAUACUGUGAAGGAAUAGCAGCUCAAGCGGACUUUGAAAAAAAUAAAAUAAGUUAAAAUGUAGUUUGCAUUAGCACUCAGGAAGGGAUGCAUACACUUUGGAGAAUGGGAAAAUGCAUGGAUUCAAAUUAAAUUAUAGGAAUAUAAAAUAGUGCACUUCUGGGAUAUAUUUAAAAAGGCAUUUCUGGAUCCAAAUUUUCUUUAUUAGGGAAACAUUUGAGCAGAUUUCCUUAAUGUCCCAGUAGAUCCUGGAGACAGUUACCCUUCCUGUAACAACAAAAGAUCAGAAACAUGUUCUCAUAAAACCAUAUUAUAGGAAACCAUAAGUAAAGUUGAUGUAAAUGAAAAUAAAUACUUUAUCCUUUUUAGUUCAAACUUAAUCUUAGCUUUUGAAGCCCUAUUGAGCAAGUGCUCCAUAAACACAUUGAGGAAUCUAUCUCAUUCUGCACAUUUGUGUUACAAAACUCUUAUAGCUCUUAAAGAAUAUGUUAAAUGUAUGUUUCUUUUACGUUUACAUUAAGUCCCAAAAGAGGCUUUAGAAGCCUCAAACACAGAGGAUCUCUCAGCGCAUAUACAUUAGUAGCAGAGAAGUAUUUUGGUUUGACUAAUUAUCAACAUAUUGUCCUAAAUCUGUACACAGACGGAUCCCACCGACCGUACAAGGACAGAUAGGUAUCUGGUUGUUGUUCCAUGAGGUGCCAGUUUCUGUUAAGCUUGUCCCUUGGCCAAGUUAGACCAUCAGUUCGUGUCUGCCAGAACCCCAGGUUGUUAAACAAAAGACCAGAAGCUUUAAUUAUUUCAUUUCUUCUGUGUGGAAUAUGCACACCUUACACAACGUCCUUUGGUGCUUUUAUUUUGUGGUUCGUUUUAGCAAAUGAUUUAGGGCAAGGCAGAAUUCUAAAACUCAAGAGGACUUUCACAAUAAAAAUGUAGCUGUUUUUGCCCAUCACUUCCUAAGAGUGUGAUGUGCAGGAAAGCUGUGAGUCUGAAUAACACUGACAUCAUUUUACUAUAUGUCAAGAGUUUUAUAGGAUUUAUCAUAACAUUGUGACAAGAAUCAGGUACCAAAAAAGACAUCUUAUUUUCUAGAAUGAUCAUUUAUGACACAUUUAAGAUUAACUUUAUCAUGCCGCGCUUCUUUUAUGAACACCGUUAAAACAGAAGAUUGUAUCUUCCUCUAAAGAUGAAAGCAUGAUUAAAUUAAACUAUGCCAUGCUUGUGUCAAAAUAUAACAAGGCUUGCCUGCUGUAAAUGGUAAUUGCAUCUUUUGAUGGGAAGUAGCCUCCCUCCUGUUUUCAUGUCUGUGAGCUGGAGAGGAUCGAUGUGUAAUCAUGACUCACAGCGACACAAAGGCAUUCUCUCCUCCAUGUAUUCUGACAGCCUCGAUUCAGCCCAGAUGUGUUUGGUGUCUCGGUGUCCAUCUGUCAUUACGGAGCUGCCCUUUCUCGUGUUCAAACGCAGUUAUCCAACCAGGCAGCAAAUGCGUUGCCCUUUAAGCAGCCUGCAAUUUGUUUACAAGGGCAAAGCUCGGAGCUUUCGCAGAGCAUUUACAGUCCAGCUGAGUCAUGGAGUUGUAAGGCACUGUAUGUUUAAGAAUUCAUUAAUGCCUUUGCAUGUAUUUUUAUUUUAAAAAAGAAGAAGUUCCACAUAUAGCACGACAGAAUUACUUAAUGGAGAUAUUUUCAAACUAUGUCUAAAUGCAGUGAAUUUACGGUAGAAUGUUCACAAUUCAUUACAAUAUUUCCUGUGUGGGCGAGGAAGGGGAGUCGCACUUGUCACAGGUGGUGUGUGAAUUAUUCCACUCAAGCAAUCACAUACCUGUUAGACAGACACACACACAAUAAAGUCUCCCACCCAAGCACCUGCCAAUAAUAAGAGCUUUUAUUUUUCUUUGUUAAAAACUGCAAUAAAUGCACUGUGGCUGCGCUCGUGUCCCAGAAAAACUGCAGAUGUUGAGUUGCACAGUAAAUCAUAAUUAAGAGUAUGUUCUAAUCACCAUAAGACAAUAUGAAUCUAAUGAUAACUGAUUGUUGGUCCACUCUUGUGUUGUCCUAAGUUACAGUUCUGUAUACUGAAGAGCUGUUUAAAUGGUCCUAACAGAGGAGAACAGUGGCUUUUCUCUCCAAAGCAAAUCUGCCUUCCUGUACAUCUAUAUAUUCAAUAUAUAUUUAUAUAUAUUUAUGUAUUAAGACUUUAUCUGUGUUGAGUAUUAAUUAGUUGUGUACUAUGUUCUGCCAGUGAACUGACUUGUGUAUUCCAUUGUUCAUUUAACAUUCUGUCCACCUCUGUGCUGCUGUUAGCUGUUGCAUCAUUCAAGUCUUAUUAUAAAUGUUUAUUCUUAAGCAGGGGUUUUGGUGAAGGAGGGUUUAUUUUACAUGACUGAAUCCGUUUAGCAGAGAAUCUGUUUGAACAUUGUCUCGCAAAGUGGGUGACUGCAGUGCCAUUUGUUAAAUUAACAGAGAUUGACAUCCUUGUUGGAGGUGCGUUUUGUCCGUAGCUACAAGUUAUCUACCAGUCAGUGUUUGAGUUUGCUCGUAAAGCCAUAACUUAAGGUGAAAACAGUGCUUUAGCAGAUUGUCCUGAAGUCAGAUGAUGUGGGGAGCCACACAGAUGGAAACCAGAGAUGCUCCAAACGAUCUCCGUCGACUCUUUCAUAGGCGAUGCGGUUUCACUUAUGUAAUGGACGCUGGGUAAAUGUUUUCUCAGGAUUACUUCAGUUUCAGUGUAAAAUGACCCUGAAGCUCCACCACUUUAAGAGUUUGGAGCAGCCUAACUGUAAAGUUUGUUCAGGCUUUUGCUCCUCACGGUUUCUAUCACCAAUCCGAGUUGUCCUGGAACACAUCUCCAACCACACAGCUGGGAAGUAGCAAUCGAGAGAACUGCAUGGGGUGGGGAUGCUAAAAGCUAGCCGCUUUACAUGGUGCGACCACAAGUGUCCAAAGGACAAGGAGGGGUUGGCUUUAAACAGCUCUGAAAGCACUACCUUUAUUGACCACAACUUCAAAGAUCAGAUGGAUGUUUACUGCCAUCCAAACUAAAAGGCCCUGUAGCUAAAGGGGAAUGGCUUUGCAUGGUAUGCUUAAAAGCUUCUCUGACCGCAGGAUACUGUAGAAAAACUAGUAGGCAUUACUGAAAAAAAUAUUUGACAUAAUAAAGGAUAUUGAUACACACUUUA
Oryzias melastigma (Indian medaka) is the source of this 5476-nucleotide messenger RNA. It is a transcript of the gene amigo1, whose product is annotated as adhesion molecule with Ig-like domain 1. The record is from RefSeq and is a predicted model, not a curated record. The transcript has 2 exons. The coding region runs from base 562 to 2094 and encodes 510 amino acids. Lineage: Eukaryota; Metazoa; Chordata; Actinopteri; Beloniformes; Adrianichthyidae. Gene Ontology annotation, biological process: brain development. Gene Ontology annotation, molecular function: protein binding.